This is a messenger RNA of Pseudoliparis swirei, 1588 nucleotides long. Its product is annotated as membrane-spanning 4-domains subfamily A member 4D-like. NCBI's taxonomy places the organism in Eukaryota, Metazoa, Chordata, Actinopteri, Perciformes, Liparidae. The transcript has 7 exons. The record is from RefSeq and is a predicted model, not a curated record. The coding region runs from base 90 to 719 and encodes 209 amino acids.
GAACGCCCAAAAGUUAUUGCAAAACAUCCGCUCAGCAGACCAGAGCUCUGCAAAUUGUCCAGCGGGAAGAAGUCGAGGACAUCGCGGCCAUGGCAGAUGGAGCCGCGGCGGUGGAGGAGGGCCUCGGCCCCGCGGGCCCCAGGGGCCCCGCGCCCAGCCCGCUGGUGGCAGUCAGCUUCCAGAAGAACGUCCACCGGAAGGAGAAGUUCCUGGAGGCUGAACCCAAAGCUCUGGGGAUCACUCAGAUUGGCAUGAGCCUGUUCCAGAUCACGUGUGUGGCCGUGUUUCUGUCCCAGGGCCUGAGCGAGAAGUGGACCGACGUGCCCUUCUUCAUCGCCUCUCUGCUGCUCACCAUAGCUGGCAGUGUGGCUGUGGCGGCGGGGAACCUCCACCUGCCAACGCUGCGGGCCUGCUUAGGGAUGCAGAUCGUGGCGUGUGUCGCCUCCGUCUUCAACUUGAUCUGCUCUCUGGUUAAAAUGGAAAUCUCGCCGUACGACUGCUGGAACUAUUACUACGAGUUCAACGCCACUCACAUAGAGAAACCCUGCCACGGCAUCGAGAACACCCACACACACCUGUUUGCCGAGGUCCUGGUCAUCCAGGUGGCGCUGUUGGCCAUCUCCGUCACGCUGGCCGCAUACUGCUGCAAGGUGGUCCACUGCUGCUCGCCGGCGCCCAAGAUGCCGGUGAUCACGGUGCAUGCAGCGCCGGUCCAGUGAGGAGGAGGAGGAGGCGGCGAGGAAGAGGUGAAGAAGAGGCGAGGAGGUGAGGAGGAGACCCGGUUCCAGCUGACGCUGUCUGAUCCAUGUUUUAUAUGAACUAUGGAUCAAAGGCUUUGAUGUGGCUGAUGGUGGAGACCAGAGCUGGAAGAGUCUUUGUGAUGGACGCCAACACGACUGGAAGCUGAUGCUGCUCCAUGGGGAACAUACGUAACAAGCUUUUUAUUAUAAGAGUCAGAGCAACUUUAUAAAGUUCAAUUUUUUUAUGUUUCACUCAAGUGGUUAAAAUAAAGAGAAGAAUCAUGAACUUCAGAGGUUCAAUGAUCUGAGGAGGAGCUGAAGAACGAGUCAGUAUUAUAGUUACAUUACAAUGGAAACACAUAUUCAAUGUGUGUGUUGUGUCUGUCUUCAUCAUGUGUGUUGUGUCUGUCUUCAUCUUCAUCAUGUGUGUUGUAUCUCUCUUCAUCUUCAUCACAGCUGAGUAGUUCUGACUGCUUGCUGUGUGUUUCGGGGUUUUCUGACCCUCUCGUCAGGGUUGGUGGAUGUCUGGUCGUCUGACGUUUUAUCUGCAGUUAAAACAAGUAGUUCUAUAACAUCAUAUACCUUUAUUAAUAUCACACUUCAGAAUGUUGAAGCUUUUACGCGUCUUAAAGAUAAGUUGCUUGUUUACAAAAAUAGAAAGAAGGCGACACGUGAACAUGCCGCUAUCGGAAUGAAUAAAAUCACAAAUGUAUUCACAUGAAUGCUUUUCUGAACAUGUCUGGGUUCAGAUGAUUUAUUACUUAAUGGUCACAUAUAAUGCUUUACUGAUGAUUCCUUUGGGAUUGCAACUAACAUUUAUGGAAAAUAAAAACUGUAUUUUAAGUGUU